CGUGCGAUUCUCAACCGCAAGGUGCUUACUUCGCCGUUACGGCACCACCCUCGUCAGAUCUAAGUGCCACAUUCCUAAGAUUUGAAACCCUAUGAGAUUGACACGUGACACGUCGGUUAGUAGCUACUAGUAACUGAUUUACUUUGGUGGUUAGCCAAAAUGAGUGGUCCAAUAAAAAGAAAAGCGGGUAAGUCGUUGUUUCUGUUCUGUGAAGUAAUAACAGAGGAAAAUUAAUGGGAACGAUCACAAAUUCCCUAGUCUCUAGCUUCAAACCCUAAUUUCCGAUUUUAUUGGUCUCCCAGUCAAUACCUAUUUAUUCUCUCUCCUUCACGAUCUUUCUUCGUCUCCAAAAGCUCUGUUUUUUUUUUUCUUUCUUCUUCAAAAGGAAAGUUUUUUUUUUUCUUUUUUAGGUUCCGCAUCUGAGUCAUAAGUUAUGCAGGAUGGGUAGAGUGAAGCUAAAGAUAAAGAAACUACAAAACAUGAAUGGACGUCAAUGUACGUAUGCGAAAAGGAGACAUGGGAUCAUGAAAAAGGCUAAGGAGUUAUCGAUCUUAUGCGACAUCGAUGUUGUGCUUCUCAUGUUUUCUCCCAUGGGGAAGGCUUCAGUUUGCAUAGGCAAACACAGCAUUGGAGAAGUCAUUGCUAAGUUUGCUCAACUCAGUCCUCAAGAAAGGGCAAAGAGGAAAUUGGAAAACCUUGAAGCCUUGAGGAAAAUAUUCAUGAAAGUUAACCACGAUAUAGAUAUAUCAAAGUUUCUAGACAGAAGUACACCAACAGUUGAGGUGCUUAGCGAAAAAAUCAGGUUUCUGCAAACACAAUUAUCAGAUAUACACACACGACUAAGCUACUGGACCGAUGUAGAAAAUAUCGACAGUGUAGAUGAUUUGCAGCAACUAGAACAUUCAUUAAGACAAUCUCUGGCUCAAAUCUAUGGUCGUAAGGCGAGCAUGCCGAGACAUCAGCAUCGACAACUUAUGUCCUCCAAAUGCAAAAACCAGUUGCAGACUGAAAUAGAUAUAGAUUUCGGAAUGGAGAUGGAGCAACAGCUUGAGAAUUUCUCAUGGGUUCGUACCGAUGAAAACAUGAAUGUUCCUCCAAAAGAAGAAGACCCUAAUAUGCAGCUUCAUCAGAUGUACAGGGACAUAAAGUGUUCUGCAAGUUCAUCUCUUGGAAAUUACUCAGGACUCUUCUUUAGUAAAAGCUCAGAUCUCUCAACUCCAAAAUUACAAACCGGCAGUAUUCCCGGGACAGCAGCUGAUCCAAACCAACAAAUUAGCAAUCUCAGUUUCCUAAAUGAUCAAAAGCUUCAGCAACUAGCUGAGUGGAAUCUAUUAGGAAGUCCCGCGGAUUACUACGUUAGCCAGAUCUUGGAAGCUUCUUAUAAGCCUCAGUUCGGAGGAAAAAACAACUGCGCUUCUUCUGAAACAUUACCUUAUGUUGCGGUCUUCGAUGAUCCUCUAUAUUUUUGGCCAAACUGAGAAGUAGCUCCGGAAAAAACACAGAGGCAUUGAUCCGAAAACGCGCCUUGUCUUUGUAUCGAUCAGUCAAAAAUGCGGAAGAAGCUAGGAUUGAUAAGUUACAGGGACACAUACUACAAUAUAUGAGACUAUUUUAAGUUGUUUGUAA
Molecule: messenger RNA, 1626 nt
Organism: Arabidopsis lyrata subsp. lyrata
Lineage: Eukaryota; Viridiplantae; Streptophyta; Magnoliopsida; Brassicales; Brassicaceae
Product: agamous-like MADS-box protein AGL30
Exons: 10
Coding region: 441-1478 (345 amino acids)
Biological process (GO): positive regulation of transcription by RNA polymerase II
Molecular function (GO): DNA-binding transcription factor activity, RNA polymerase II-specific; RNA polymerase II cis-regulatory region sequence-specific DNA binding; protein dimerization activity
Source: RefSeq, a predicted model, not a curated record